Molecule: messenger RNA, 1149 nt
Organism: Hirundo rustica (Barn swallow)
Lineage: Eukaryota; Metazoa; Chordata; Aves; Passeriformes; Hirundinidae
Product: basic salivary proline-rich protein 2-like
Exons: 2
Coding region: 1-1149 (382 amino acids)
Source: RefSeq, a predicted model, not a curated record
AUGGGAUGCAAGAUAACUCUGGAGCCAGAACUUCAUGGCUCGCUGCCUGCCGUCAGUCUGUCAGUCCGUCCGUCCGUCCGCCUGAACGCCAGCGGAGAGCAAAGCCCCGUGCAGGCUCCCGGCGUGGGGCGGAGGAAGGAAGGGGACAGGAGCUCGUCCUCGGAGGGGUCUGACCCCACUGCGGGCCGGGUCGGGGACGCGGGGGCACGCACAGUCCGAUUCCAAGGGAUGCCACAGCUCUGCCUCCCCCAGCCCGCCCGGAGCCGGCCGCCCCCGACGGGCGACGACCCCGGCGCGGGGGCAGCGCCGCCGCCAGACAAUAGGGAGGAGGGCGGGGCGCGGCCGCCCCACCGCGCCCACCCCGCGGGCGCCGUCCCCGUCGGGCCCGGCACGCCCGCCCCCGCUGGCCGGGAGCCGCCCCCGCCCCGGGGUGGCAGCGCCGUCCCGUCCCUACCGGAGGAGCGCCCGGCCCGCUCCCGGGGGAAGCGGGGGCGGGCGCAGGGCGCACCUCCCCGGGCAGCGGGGUCGCCCUCCCGCCUCCCGGCGCCGAGAGCCGCCCUCAGCGAGUCCCUACCUGCCGGCGCCGCUCCGCCUCGCCCCCUCAGCCCGCGCCGCCGCCCGCCCGCCGCCUGCGCUCACGGCCGCGCCGCCAUCUUGCGCUUCACAAACUACUGCACUUCUUUCGGGGCGGGGGGGCGGCGGAUGGGCCGGGAGCUCCCAACGCCGCGGCCGCCCGCGCCCUCGCCUCGCCCCGCGGCGCCCACUCGCAUCCUCCCGGCGCGGCGCUGCCCCGGGGCGGGAGCGCGGCGAGCGCGGACGGCGCGGCCGCUGCCUCAGCCGCCCUGGCAGCGAGCGGGGGCGGAGCCGCUCCCGCCGCCCCGCCCGUCAGGCGGCGGACACCGGGCGCGGGGGCUGCCCCGGCACCGCAGCGCCGCAGCCCGGGGGGCACCGGCGGCUCCUCGGCCGCCCGGGGAGGAGCGGGGGCGGCAGGGUCGGAGCUCCCGGGCGGCUGCCGCGCCCCCCGCAGCCGCUCCUCUGCUGGUAAACUUCGCCGGCUCCGGGCUCGGCCCUCCCGCCGUGCCCGGGACGAGCUGUACGGACAGCGUCGCCCCUAGCCCGGGAAGAGUUUAUCUGCCGCUCCCGCCCUGA